Molecule: messenger RNA, 1774 nt
Organism: Toxorhynchites rutilus septentrionalis
Lineage: Eukaryota; Metazoa; Arthropoda; Insecta; Diptera; Culicidae
Product: probable cytochrome P450 9f2
Exons: 2
Coding region: 56-1723 (555 amino acids)
Molecular function (GO): iron ion binding; oxidoreductase activity, acting on paired donors, with incorporation or reduction of molecular oxygen; heme binding
Source: RefSeq, a predicted model, not a curated record
UGUAUUCACAUUACGGUCUGCCGUUCAGUCGAGACCUGUCUGUGAGUACGAAUGCAUGCUUAUUAAUAUUGUUGAAACUGCGUCGUGGGAUACAGUAGAAAGUUGUUACCAACCAAAUUCGGAUAUGGUGAUGUUAACGCUACUUCUUGUGUUGCUACCGUUUUUCGCGGUGAUUUAUCUGCUGUAUCGCUGGUCUAUACCAAAUUACGAAUACUUCGAACAGCGAAAGGUACCUUUCAUUAAGCCCACCAUCGGUUCAGCGUGGUCUUUUUUCUCCGGGAAGCAACAUUUCCUCGAUGCGGCCUCGGAGGGCUACUGGCGAUUCCCGGAGAGUAAAUUCUCGGGAUAUUUUACCUUCCACAAGCCUGGCUACCUGAUACACGAUCCAGAAUUGCUGAAACGAAUUCUUAUCAAGGAUUUUGAUCAUUUCACGGAUCACGAGAAUAUCAUCACUCCGGAGAUAGAUCCGUUCUUUGGUCGGUCAUUGUUUUUCACGGAAGGGCUCCGUUGGCGUCAUGGCAGAACGGCGUUGAGUCCGGCCUUCACCGGCAGCAAAAUGAGAAACAUGUUCGACUUGUUUACGAUCUACACCGCAGGUGCAAUGAAGAGGCUAGUCGAAGAUGCGAAGGGAGAUAAACUGGAGAAGGAAAUGAAGGAUCUUUUUCAGAGACUUGGAAACGACGUGAUGACUUCAAUCUCAUUUGGAGUGGAAAUCGAUUCCGUACGCGAUCCCGAGAACAUAUUUUUCCUCAACGGGAAGCGUUUAACUACAUUCUCACGGUUUGCCUGGUUGAAGUUUAUACUCUUGGCUGCGUUACCACCGAAAGCUAGCAGUAUAUUGGGCCUUCGCAUAACCCCCCGUGACGUGGCCGAAUUCUAUGAAAAGCUUGUAUCCCAAACCAUUCAAGAGCGAGAAAAGAAGAAAAUCGUUCGACCGGAUUUUAUUAACAUCUUGCUCCAAGCCCGGAAAAAUGAGCUGAAGGACGAUCAACCGGAUGAUCGAUUCGAUAGUGCAGGAUUUUCGACGGUGAAAGAACACUUAACGGAAACAGAGGGAAAUUUCAUACAGUGGACAGAUCUGGAUAUCACUGCAACUGCCGCAUCGUUCUUUUUCGGUGGCAUUGAAACGACAACUGUCGUGCUCUGUUUUGCGGUUUACGAAUUGUCGCUCAAUCCGGAAAUCCAGGAUAGGCUGCGGGCGGAAAUCGAUGAUAUUGAGGAGAGCUUAGCCGACGGUAAGCUUACCUAUGAAGCGAUGCAGCGCAUGAAAUACCUAGACAUGGUUGUCAGUGAGGCGCUACGCCGGUGGCCACCACUGGGUCUGACGAACCGCAAGUGCACUAAAGAUUACGUCAUGGAGAAUACCGACGGGUCGAAGGUAACUGUCGAAAAGGGACAAGUGAUACAGUUUUCAAUUUGGGCUAUUCAUCGAGAUGGGAAAUUCUAUCCGGAUCCGUUGCGAUUCGACCCGGAGCGAUUUUCGGAAGAAAAUAGAAACAACAUUAACCAGGAUGCUUAUCUGCCCUUCGGAGGUGGACCGAGGAAUUGCGUUGGGUCGAGGUUGGCCCUCAUGCAGGCUAAAUGCUUUCUGUAUUAUCUUUUGGCUAAUUUUGUUGUGGAGAUAUCCAAACGCACCGAUGUCCCGAUACAGAUUGAUACUAGAUCGAUUGGAAUAGACGCAACGAAUGGAUUUUGGUUCAAUUUGAUACCGAGAGAGAAAUAGUAAUGAUAAAACGACGUUUGCAAUUAUUCUCUUCAUAAAUAAUAUCUACUA